Molecule: messenger RNA, 1998 nt
Organism: Psammomys obesus (fat sand rat)
Lineage: Eukaryota; Metazoa; Chordata; Mammalia; Rodentia; Muridae
Gene: Npy5r
Product: neuropeptide Y receptor Y5
Exons: 2
Coding region: 149-1549 (466 amino acids)
Biological process (GO): G protein-coupled receptor signaling pathway
Cellular component (GO): plasma membrane; neuron projection
Molecular function (GO): neuropeptide Y receptor activity; neuropeptide binding
Source: RefSeq, a predicted model, not a curated record
GCCCCUCCUUCCCACUGCCGCCUCCAGGUCCUGCUCCUGCCGCCGCCGCCGCCGCCGCGGCCACGAGCAGAUCGAUCGCGCUCAGCCACGCAUCCCGGACUCCAGGCACCAAAGGCGGCCGGGGCGUCCCGAGGAGCAGGAUUCUAGUAUGGAUUUGGAACUUGAAGAGCAUUUUAACAAGACAUUUGUCACAGAGAACAAUACUGCCACCAGUCAGAAUGCCGCCUUCCCUGUCUGGGAUGACUACAGAGGAACAGAGAACAAUACUGCUGCUGCUCACAAUGCCGCCUUCCCUGUCUGGGAAGACUACAGAGGCAGUGUAGAUGAUUUACAAUACUUUCUGAUUGGGCUUUAUACAUUUGUAAGCCUACUUGGCUUUAUGGGAAACCUACUUAUUUUAAUGGCUGUUAUGAAAAAGCGCAAUCAGAAGACUACGGUGAACUUCCUCAUAGGCAACCUGGCCUUCUCUGAUAUCUUGGUAGUGCUGUUUUGCUCACCGUUCACGCUGACCUCUGUCCUGCUGGAUCAGUGGAUGUUCGGCAAAGCCAUGUGCCAUAUUAUGCCUUUCCUUCAGUGUGUGUCAGUUCUGGUUUCUACUCUGAUCUUAAUAUCAAUUGCCAUUGUCAGGUACCACAUGAUAAAGCAUCCUAUAUCUAACAAUUUAACAGCAAACCAUGGCUACUUUCUGAUAGCUACUGUCUGGACCCUGGGCUUUGCCAUCUGCUCUCCCCUCCCAGUGUUUCACAGUCUUGUGGAACUGAAGGAAACCUUUGGCUCAGCAUUGCUGAGCAGCAAGUACUUGUGUGUUGAGUCAUGGCCCUCUGAUUCUUACAGAAUUGCUUUCACAAUCUCCUUAUUGUUAGUUCAGUAUAUCCUGCCUUUGGUAUGUUUAACAGUAAGUCAUACUAGUGUCUGCAGGAGCAUAAGCUGUGGAUUGUCCCACAAAGAAAACAGACUGGAAGAAAACGAGAUGAUCAACUUAACUCUCCAGCCAUCCAAAAAGAGCAGGAACCAGACAAAACCCUCCAGCAGCCAAAAGUGGAGCUACUCAUUCAUCCGGAAGCACCGAAGAAGAUACAGCAAGAAGACGGCAUGUGUGUUACCCGCUCCAGCACGAGCUUCCCAGGAGAACCACCCGAUAGUUCCAGAAAACCUAGGCUCGGUCAGAAGUCAGCUGUCUUCAUCCAGUAAGGUCAUUCCAGGAGUCCCAAUCUGCUUUGAGGUGAAACCUGAAGAAAACUCAGAUGCCCACGAAAUGCGAGUCAAGCGUUCCAUCACUAGAAUAAAAAAGAGAUCUCGAAGUGUUUUCUACAGAUUGACCAUAUUGAUACUAGUGUUCGCUGUGAGCUGGAUGCCCCUCCACCUUUUCCACGUGGUGACUGAUUUCAACGAUAACCUCAUUUCCAACAGACACUUCAAGCUCGUGUACUGUAUUUGUCACUUGUUAGGCAUGAUGUCCUGCUGUCUUAAUCCUAUCCUAUAUGGAUUCCUUAAUAACGGGAUCAAAGCAGACUUGAGAGCCCUUGUACACUGCCUCCACAUGUCAUGAUUCCCUUUGUUUACCAAGGAGCAAAGAAAUGUGGAGACUGUCUAUAACACAUUUGUUCCAAUUGAUGUAAUGUAUUCAUUUAAUUUACGUAAAAGUGUUCUGGGUUCAUAAUGUAUGGAAGAUCAUUUUCAUGUCAGAAUAUGGUUAAUUCUUCUAGUUGUACAGAGUCAGUGUUAGUGUAAUCUGUAAUUUCAUGUUUUGAAGUAGUGGCAUUUCCUUCUAUCUCAUGGCCCUGGUGACAAAUGGGUGACACUUUAUUUAGUGUAAAAGUUAUAGCAAACCAAGUUGAUAUUUUGAACAAAAAUGUAAGAAGCAAAAAGGUUGUCCGAAAGAAUAUUUAACUACAGAUUUAAGGAAUUUCUAUUAUCUAGAUAUCCUCAUUUCUACUUUGCAGGCUUCUUAACAUUUUUUAAAAUGGUACAAAAUAUUUAAUAUGCCCAAAAGUCGGA